AAGCAGGGCAAAAUAUAUGAACAUCGCUCCAAAUCAUCUGAACAUCACUUCCUAAAUCCCUACCAAUGGUGCAAAUAGUGUGGCUUGUAGUGGUAACUGUGUUCUCAUGACUUUGGCUCAGUAUAAAUUGGAAACAGAGAACUUCUUACAAAUUCAAGAAGACUAUCUACUAAAUUGGGACAUGGAUGGAUAUUUUGUUGACUUGACGAGGCGAAUAGAAAAACUUCGAAAUGGAGAUCUGCCGUCAGGAAUGCUGCAAGAACUAAAGUCUCGUGCACUUUGGCGCGCAGUUUUCGCGGAAUUUAUAGCAACUAUGGUGUUUCUAUUUAUAGCAACAAUGGCGGCUGUACCUCUUUUACCGGUUGAAGGGACGGAGGCUACCAUUGUCAAGAAUGCAUUGGCAUCGGGACUUAUGAUAGCUAUAUGUAUACAAAUGUUUGGUCACGUGUCCGGCGCGUUUAUGAAUCCUGCAGUUACAAUAUCGUUUGCUGUUGGUCAGACGAUAAGUCCUCUACGCGCGCUCUUCUACGUCAUGGCCCAAUGCACUGGUGGUUCUCUGGGAGUCUUAAUUUUAAAAGGUGUAACGCCAAGCGAGCUUCAUGGGAAUCUUGGAAUGAACAUGGUCAACACGAGGAUCAGUGCUGUACAGGGGUUUGCAUGUGAGGUUGUGUUCACUUUCAUUCUUGUAAUAUCCAUAUAUGGCUGCAUUGACUCCAACCGGACAUUUUUUGGAAGCGAGGCUGUUGGCAUUGGAUUCACUAUUGCUGGCAUAAAUUUAGCUGGGAUACCUUUCACGGGAGCAAGUAUGAAUCCGGCGCGGUCAUUUUGUGCAGCGUUCAUUUCAAAUUCGUUCGACAAUCUCUGGGUAUACUGGGCUGGUCCGAUCCUCGGAGGGAGCAUUGGCGCUCUGGCAUACAAAUAUGUGUUCAAUCCAUACAAAAAUAUAAUGACAUACACAGACGCCGCCAGAAAACUGAUGAGUGGAAAAGAAAUGGUUACAUUUCCGAUACAUGACUUGGUGACCACCACAGAAGAUAAUGGCUGCAUCAAGAUUGCAGUGUCUAAUAACAAUAGAACAGAACUGUAAUACCUAUGCAAAUCCUUCUUUAAUCAUUAAUUAAUAUACAAUGUACAUAUCCUAGUACUCAAGGCCACAGUAUCUUCAUAGUGUUGUUAAUGGAAACAGUUGGCCAAUUCUUUUGUUCAUGUUUUGUUGUAUGGAGGACCAUGAUCAACGUUACGGAAUGAAGUUUAUUGGUUUCUUUUUGGUUCUGUUUACAGUUAAUUACGACAAUCGAUUACUUUUUACUUUUGCAACGUGUAACGUAUAGAAAAGAGGAAACAAGGUAAAAUAUUAGACAACUGCUGUGCUCAAACCUACAUCUUCUGUAAUGCAAGAUCUGUGCAUUUUCCGCUGACCCAUCAAUACAAAUUUAAUUGUUUGUCUACCGAAGUAUAACUGGUUAUGCAUUUACUCUAGAUUAAUUAAGGUAAAGUACACUCACGUGACUGAUACGAUGUGAGAUUUAUAAUACAUGUACAGUUAGUCUAUAUUUGAGAUUUAUAAUUCAGUUAGUUUAAUAAUGUAUGCAUAAUAUUGACAUGUCAAUUAAAUAAAAACAAAUGUUCUAAAAUACAUGAAGCCUAUAAACCUAUAUCUAUUGAAAUAUUUUUAUUAUAAAAUUUAUAAACAGUACCUUAUAUGUAUCUUAUGGUAGAACGUUGAAAGAGAAUGAGUUGAGAGAUACAAUGUAUCUCAAAUUUAACUGGCAUAAAUAUUGUACAUUUACAGAAUAAAAUGUUCCAAACAAAAUAUUAUUGUGCUAUUUUAAGUAGGAUUUUUGCCAUGCAUCAUUCGCUCUAAUGAAAAAUAUAUGUACAAUCAUACUUCUUUUAUAUAGGUAUUUAAGGACUUGUCUUUUUUCAACAUUCAAACAAUAUUUUGUUAACUAAGGGCAUUUUAACACCAACUGCCUAUCAUU
Messenger RNA from Ruditapes philippinarum (Manila clam), 1982 nucleotides. RefSeq names its product lens fiber major intrinsic protein-like. Gene Ontology annotation, cellular component: plasma membrane. The record is from RefSeq and is a predicted model, not a curated record. The transcript has 7 exons. The coding region runs from base 107 to 1087 and encodes 326 amino acids. Gene Ontology annotation, molecular function: water channel activity. Lineage: Eukaryota; Metazoa; Mollusca; Bivalvia; Venerida; Veneridae. Gene Ontology annotation, biological process: transmembrane transport.